This is a messenger RNA of Lathyrus oleraceus (garden pea), 969 nucleotides long. RefSeq names its product protein MAIN-LIKE 1-like. The record is from RefSeq and is a predicted model, not a curated record. The transcript is spliced from 3 exons. Bases 1 to 453 code for a protein of 150 amino acids. Gene Ontology annotation, biological process: meristem development; meristem maintenance. NCBI's taxonomy places the organism in Eukaryota, Viridiplantae, Streptophyta, Magnoliopsida, Fabales, Fabaceae.
AUGGUGAUUCGAAGACGAGGUGCAGAUGGUAGGAUUCCAGACCGCACUUUAGGUCGGGGCACAUCUUCAUCUGCAGCUGAGCCGGCUGGAUAUCCAGGAGGGUCGUACGAUACGUCUCUUUUGGUGAAGUACGAGCAUCAUGUUGCUCGACAUUUAUGGUUUGGUGAGGAAAGAGGUCCAAAGAAAGAGUUGAAGGUUGCUGGACAUGGACUGAAGCUGACAUCUAGGAUUUCAUUGGCUCUUCCACCACAGAUGGAGAGUUGGGUAUCUAGAUCUGGUUUAUCUUCACUUCAGAGAACUAGUCUGAACAAGAUAGACACAAAUCUUGUCUCUGCAUUUGUGGAAAGAUGGCAUCUAGAGACAUCUUCAUUUCACAUGCCGUUUGACGAAAUGAGCAUUACUUUGGAUGAUGUCUCAUGUCUGCUUCACUUGCCCAUCAGGGGUAUCUUCUAGAGUCCUCAGGAUGUCACGGAAGAGGUAGUUGUUGAACUUGCUGUUGACUACUUAGGAGUGUCACAGGGUGAGGCACAAUCACAUGUUCGUAGCUGCAGGGGUUCGUAUUAUAAGUUGGAGUGGUUAUACGAUUUAUUCGUACAAGAUAGAGUUGCUUCCAAUUGGGCAUAUGCGACCAGAGCAUAUAUGUUGAUGUUGGUGGGUUCCACCAUUUUUGCCGAUAAGACCUUUACACUUGUAGAGGCACGAUACCUCCUACUGUUUACGGACUUAGAUAGAUGUUCAGGAUAUAGUUGGGGAGCAGCUGCACUAGUUACCCUAUACAGAUAUCUUGGAGAUGCGUCCAUGUUCAGUUGCAAACAGCUCGGUGGAUAUCCUACUCUCCUACAGGUAUAUAAUUUAAUUUUGUUUAUUAAGUGUUUGAUUCAUUUUAUAAAAUAUGUUAACUUAAUUUAUUUUAUUUAUUAUGUUUGUAUUUUGCAACAUUGUUGGAUUCACGGGUACUUUCCAACUGUA